Molecule: messenger RNA, 2211 nt
Organism: Kwoniella mangroviensis CBS 8507
Lineage: Eukaryota; Fungi; Basidiomycota; Tremellomycetes; Tremellales; Cryptococcaceae
Exons: 4
Coding region: 1-2211 (736 amino acids)
Molecular function (GO): methyltransferase activity
Source: RefSeq, a predicted model, not a curated record
AUGGAUCUCAUUCUCCCCUCCAUCGCAUCUCAGGUAUUCAUCCCUCGGAAUCGACAGGACCAGCAUAAUAUCCCCAUACCCGACUCAGACAUCCCUUCGACCUCCAUACCAGCUCUUGCUUCGACCCAUCAGAGAGCAGAAACCAAGAGCCCACCCGCCAACGGAGCAGCCCCUUCAUCUGCUCCACCUCUCAUAGUCAAUCUGCAAGAGGCAAGCUCACCGCCUCGGCUGCAUACCUCGAUCGAUAACAAGAAGGAAAAGAUCCAAGCGCGUCCUAUCACUCCCAUGGAUUUUUUUGGUUCUGCGAAGGGUAACUCAACAGCGAAAGAUGGGAAAGUGAGCUCGAAGGGAUCGAGAAAAUCCGUCGAUCAAAGACCACCUGUGGACCCAGCAAUCAAGGGUAUACCACAAGGAUGGGAAGAUGAUCUUGCCCUUCAAGUAGCUAAAAGCGGAGAAGGCAUUGUCACACCUACGCAAAAUCCCACAAACACUUUACACAAACUCGGUGCUUUCAAGGAAACGAGAACAAAACUAUCGUCUUUCAGUGAUACAAUGAGAUCUGGUUUUAGAGAUAAAGGAGCCGAGAAAGAUAAAGAGGAGAGAAGACCAAGUGGACUCAAGCUUCACAAGGGGAGUAUCAGAGCAACUCAGAGAUCUUCCUCGAUGAUCACCACACCGUUGAAUCUCGGCAUGCAGUCAAAGCAUCGACCCACCUCGCCCGGAAGAGUAAACCAUCAACUCACUCACUCGGUCUAUAGCGAUUCCUCAUUCAACACUCAGAACACUGCAUCCACCGAGAUGUCUUUCCCUCUGAUUCCUCCCUCAUCUCAGAAUGUUUCUACCGAAGGGUCUACAGCCGACUUCACUCACCUGUUUACCCCUACAUCUCAAGCUGAACAUGAAUAUCCAGCAUCCAUCACCUCUUCUCAUUCUACCCAGUCUCGCGAUAGAGUCAUGGGAAUUGUCAAUGAUCCUUCUCCCGUUCCUCCGGCUGGUAUGAAGACGUUCUCCCGCCCUGCUAUCGAGGAAGUCCUGCCCUUUGCGGCAGGUCGUCCGUUCGCCGCGUGGUCUGCACCUGUCGCGGAAGAAGAUCAACAUCCACCCGUAGAGACUCAUAGUACCGAUGUUGGGAGGAGAGGCAGCAUGUCGUUGAGUAGACUGGAUAUGUUAUUGUCGAAGGAUACAGCUCAUACAGAGAGCUCCAUCUCGUUGGAGGGGUGGAAGGAAACGCCUAGACCAAGAUCGGGUCUACCUGGGAAGAAGGUAUGGGUUGAUGUGAAGGGCGAGAGGAGCACUGGAGUCUACAGCGUAGGAUGGGAGAGAGAUGUUCUUGACCUCGAGGCAAGAUUGCACGAAACCAUGUACGAGAUUGCGGGAGAGAGGCACACAUUUGUGGAGUUCAAAGAGCCACCCAAGGCGGUUCUUGAUAUCGGUACCGGAGCUGGACACUGGCCCAUCUCAAUGGCUCUGCAAUACCCAGAUACAAACUUUGUUGGGCUUGACCUAGUCCCUUGUCAGAUCGACUUGUCACUUCUUGCGGAGACUGAGAAACGAGCACGAUCGACAAAAACCGGUACAUCAGCUGAAGGGACGGGUAUGUGGGAGAGUGUCGAAAAAAGGGUGAAAUGGCAGAGGGGUAAUUUCUUUAACGAACUUCCCUUUGACACCGGCGUGUUUGACCUCGUUCACCUCCGAUUUGUCAAUUUAGGCAUACCCGAAACCAAAUGGUACGACCUUCUGGAAGAGGCUACCCGGGUAUUGAAGCGAGGGGGUAAGAUUGAAAUCGUCGAGACAAGCUAUACUCUUCCAUCCAGAUGUCCAGCAUCUCUGAAGAAUUCGUUCGCAUCUAUGCUGUUGGCAGACAUGAUCCAACCUUUACCGUCCCUAGCGAUGCAAUUCAAUCUACCUUCUGUGGAGAACAUCAAGUCCAAUGCCGUCAAGCCGGUAUUCCAUCAGAAGUGGACAAAGAAGGUACCAGGCGCUCUGGAAGAUGCCGUUUUGGAUUGGGUCAAGUCUGCUGUCGAAUACAAAGGUACAGGAUUGAUCAAGAAUCAGAACGGGCUGGAGGGUGUUGUCGGAAGAGUCAAAGGGGAACUGCGUGACAACGGAGGUGGUAGAUGGGAUUUCGGCGAUACAAGACAGGGUAGGGAUGUAGAGACGGUCGAGGAUAGGGAAGUGAUUGUAUGGGCCUGGGUAGCUACGAAGAAGUGA